Fusarium venenatum is the source of this 4140-nucleotide messenger RNA. NCBI's taxonomy places the organism in Eukaryota, Fungi, Ascomycota, Sordariomycetes, Hypocreales, Nectriaceae. The record is from RefSeq and is a predicted model, not a curated record.
AUGUCAGACACUAGAAUACCCCGAAAUAAGCCUAUAUGUUACCGAAUUGAGAAUCUAAAAAUCGAGCACAGGACCCCAGAACAGGUUAAGAAUCUUUUUCAUUCAGACGAUAAACCGCAUAUCACUGUUCGAUUGCUGGCUCCGAGUGAUACCGGCUUUAACGACACAGAUUACACUGCCAUAGUUGACUUCCAUGUACAAGGCGAGCCGCGCCUUGACUAUCAUGGCUACGUACUCGACAAAACAUUUGAAGGCUUCACAACCCUCAAUGAACCGAAACAGCCGGUAGCUGCAGACAUCAUUGCCGUCACUGGAUUAGCUGGCCAUGCUAUCGGAUCAUGGAUGAAUGCCAGGGGCGAGAGUUUCCUUCUGGACUAUCUUCCAGCUGACCUCGACGGGCGCGCACGUAUUUUAACUUACGGAUACGAGUCCAAACUUCAAGGAUCACGAAACAUAAGUUCAUUACUUGACUAUAGUGGAACAUUCAUGCGAAGGUUGAUGAAUCUUCGAAAGCAGCAACGACUUGAGAAUCGGCAAAUCAUCUUUAUUGGACAUAGCCUUGGAGGCCUCAUCAUCAAACAGGCGCUCAGCGACAGUGGGCCGGAUGUUGUAAGACGGCUAUCCGUGCGAGCAAUCAUCUUCUUUGGUACGCCUCAUCUGGGACUAAAUGAUAACAGUCUCGAAACUUUGGUCAGAGGUCAACCUAAUCAACAUCUCAUCAACGACCUGCAUCCACAUUCCUCAACCAUUGCAAGCAUGAGAAACAGAUUUGACAAGGUUUCGCGUGCCACCAAAAUCUACGCCUUCUAUGAAACAGUACACACACCCAAGGUCAAAGAUGUCAAUGGCCAGUGGUCAAGAGUAGCUGAUGAUGAUGCCUUAUGGGUGACAAAGGAAUCUGCCUGCCUGCACGCUAGUGACUUGAGUGAAGCAGUCCAAGUAAAUGCAGAUCAUUCACAAAUGGUCAAGCUGAACCGAGGCCAGAGUGGUCCUUAUAUGGACCUCUUAUUUUUCAUUCAAGCGUCACUUCAGUCAGCUCCCGAAGUCUGGACUGGCCAAGACUCAAGUGACAGAUUCGUCGGGGGCUACUAUGACAUUGGAAAUCAUCUACAGCACCCAAGUUCCGGUACAACACAAUACCCCUCAGGGCCUGUCAUCGAUCCAAUGAUGCCAUAUUUACAAUCGCGGGCUAGCUCAAUAGGUCCAGAAAGCGGCUACCAUAGUCAAUUCGAGGCCAGGGGACCAAGGACCCAUGUGCCGAAGCCCUGGCAAAACCAGUCACCAUCACCAGUGACAUCUCCUCUUCAUACUACGCCGCCAACUACGCAAACGACCAACUAUGGAUUUGAAAGCCCUAAUGUGCCUUUGCUUAAUUCUCUUACCAGACAAACGUCUUACCUCUCCUUAGGUGAUCGUUCUGCCCAUACUCAUCAUAGCAACCCGACUGGGUUUCCCGUUCAUACCCGAGAAGACUAUCUGAGGGCCAUUGUCGGCCGUUUCGCGCAAGCUCAGGCACCUGUUCAAGAUAUCCAAGGCCAUAUCCAAGAGUUGGUCAGUCUUCUGUGCGCUAUGGGUGGCCACGAGCGAUUGGAGGAAGCUGAGCACUAUAUGCUCGAGCUACUGAGAAUGCAUGAAGAAGUUUUUGGCCGUGUCAGCCAGGAAGCUUUGGCAGACAUGGUGGUAUUGGCCGAGAUUGCAGAGAAAUGGGGGAAGCUAUCUCGGGCUGAAGGAUGGCAUCGCAAAAUUCUCAAUCUCGCAACGGGAACUUUUGGUGAUCGUUCGGAAACUACUCUUGGUUACAACCUUGGCCUUUUGAAGUUCUUGUGGCGAUCGGAACAAUCCUUAGAAGUGAAACCUCUUCUGAGAGACCUCCUGAAGCGUAUGCUUGGCGUUCAGGGACCAUACAGUCAAUCCACCGUCGAAUGCCAACUGUUGCUAGCCAAGGUUCUUGGUGAAGAGGAUGAAUGGUCAGAGGCCAAAGAUCUUUUGCUAAAAGUCUUGAGCUCCCUUGAGACGGUAACAGGAUGUGGCAAGAAGAUCCACUGUGAGGCAUUGCUUCAACUUGUCGAGGCCUACUGCGAGCUAGAAGAUAAUACCGAAGCUGAGCGCGUAGCCCGUCGGGCUCUCGGGAUGCUACAGCAUAGCGUACUAGACGAUAAGGACGUCCAGCUUCAAUCACUUCGAGCCCGACAACUUCUUGCCUGCUCUCUUCAAGGCCAAGACUUUUAUGAUCAAUCUAUUCGAGUUCUCGAGCAGUUGCUUGAUGAAAUAGAUCAGCAUGACUAUCCAGAUAUGGAAAAGUACGAUUUGACUCGUCCGCAGAUUCUGCUAUCUAUCGGGAUUCAGCAUUAUUACGAAUCUAACCUGGAAGGGGCUGAAACAGCAUUGAAGAAAGCUCUGCAAAGCCGGGAAUACGACACUCUCGGAUCAAAUCAUGAUCGGUUUGAGGUUCUUUACUAUUCAGCCAAGGUCCUGGUUGAGAAAGAGAAUUUCAAGGAGGCCGAGAACCUUGUACAACGCUCCAUCGCUCUAGCAAACGCCGGCAACGCAGAGCAGAGCCAGAUUUCCGCAACGAUACUGCUAGCUCAAGUGCAAAAGGGUCUCGGUGAGACUCGUUUAGCAACCUCAACCCUCAAGAACCUCCUUUCGCGUCCCAGAAAAGAAACAAAGGCGUCUGACUUGUUUGAGGCGAGACACGAUCUUGCAAAACUCCAUCUCGAUCAAAAGGACUUUGAGGAAGCACGCUCAACUCUUCAAGCACUGUUGCAGUCCCAGAGGUCUGAGUUACCCUCUGACGAUUCCAGCAUAUCAGGCACAAUAGUGUUGCUCAAGAAAGCGGAAGAAGCUCUUGGCAUUUCUAAGCCCAAUGAUGGACUCAAAGCUAAAAGUUCGGACUUAACAUACACCAUCCCAGAUCGUGACUACUCUACGAAUUCAAAGUCAAAGACUUCUUACACACUAAUGGAUUACUUGAAGGCCCCUUUGUAUGACCUAUCAGACUCGGACUCGGAUGACUAUAUUGGAUACCUCUCGCCGACAGUCAACAAGACCACGGGAGUAUAUGGCAAAUCGGCGGUUGGAGGUUCAGGAGCUACAUGCGAUGUUGAAAAUUGCAAUUGCGGUCUCCCCAAAUCCAGCAUCAACACACCCAAGCCUGCAAGCAAACCCGAGCCUACAGGCAAAGCAACAGCGUCAACUUGUGAUAUUGAAGGCUGCAAUUGCAGUCUUCCAAAAUCCAAAACCUCCAAACCCGAAUCUACAGGCAAACCCAAGCCUGUAAGCAAAGAAUCGAAGUCGACCUGUGAUAUUGAGGGCUGUAAAUGCGGUUUACCCAAGUCUACAGUCGAUAAACCCAAAACUACGCCGAAAGCAACAACACAAACAUGUGAUAUCAAAGGAUGCACCUGCGGUCUUCCUCCAUCAAGCGCAGCGACAAGCUCUGAAUCAAAGACUCCAGCAUCUGCAUAUAACUCAUACCUUCCAUACGACUCUGACAGCUCUGAUGACAUUGAUUCGCCAACCGGGACAUCUACAAUAACCUUUGUUAGCUUGAAAUCCGCACGUGAAGCACUGAAGGACAUCAAGGUCUCCCUCAAAUGCCUCGGUAUCAAGUAUACUGCUGAAGCCACCGACGAGCCAGGACAAACCUUUUAUAAUGGAUACUAUAAUGAUGAGAUGCUGCGUUUGUCUUCCUUCACGCAGACGCCAAGUGAGGUGCGUUUACUGGUCACCUUGGAAAGCGAAAAUACUGUCAAAGACUUCCAGCAAGAUAUGCAGUUGUUCUUGGCACCGUUGCUUCUCAAGAGACGCAUGACUAGCAUUUUCAUCACGAGAGCUUCUAGUUCACAAGAGUCGGCGGACAUGAUAAGAGAUUCUCUAAUCAUCUCCGACAGUCGGAUCAAUUCGACUGAAGGCCCACCCCAAGCUCGAGUCUUUUAUUGCCAACUCAAGUUGAAAAAGUUACUUCGUGCGACUGUAAAGGUGGACGCCAUGGUGACGCAUCAGGAGCUGUUGAAUAAUAGAAACAGAGUUGAGGUUAGUUUCAUACUUCUGGAUGGUGACACAUUGGCGUUUGAGGAGGCUGUAGAUAGGGUACUGAGUAGUGUGAGGCAGGUGUUAGAUGAGGACGUUGUUGAUUAA